AAGCAUGGGCUAAAGAAGAACAAAAAGAGACUCAGGCUACUUAAGAAGCCAAAAAGAGAGCAUGCUGAAGAUAGAAGGUCAAGUUGAAGCAUCAACGUUCAAGAUUGAAUCUCCUCAAUCAACGGGAGAUAUUCAAAUACAUCAAGUCUAUAAAUACUCAAGUAAUGUGACGAAGAAGACUCGGCGAGCUUAGUGCAAUCAAGACAUUUAUAUCACAAUAUGCUGCAAAAGAUAAAGUAUUAAUUCGAUCAUCACUUUAUUCUUAGCUCGUUCACAUCUCUUUAAUACUCCGUAUGGUAUAUAUACAAUAUACGUGAAUAAAAAAACUAAAAAGAAACCCUUCUCUAAUGUUUUAUUGCCAAUAAGAUCAAUUUCACCCUGAAAAGCAAAAGUUAUUUUAGUCCUUGCAUUGGAGACUGCAAACUACAGGCAGCGUCGUGGCCCCUUUUUUUAUUCUCUAUCAUCACAGCUUCUCUUUUAAAGUUGAAAAGUAAAAUUUUUAACAACUUACUUUGCAUGUGUUAAUGAUCACAGGCCACCCCAGGCCAGUAAUUAUGUUAUCCCGAUCGAAAGCCACAUGAGUGAAGUUAUUAUUAAAUUAACCUCGGUCGGCUUCCAACAAGAUUUAGUAAGAAAUUGAGGAGAGAGGUAGCUGGGUGUUUCGAUCAUCCGCCAUUUAAUUUCUAAGAUUUAAUUCAUCGGGAUCGGAAUAUAAUACAGAGCAGAGUGGUUGUCUCUGUGUGGGUUUGUUUGUUUUUGGUGCUGAGGAGAAGAGGUAGCAGACAGCAUCAAGUCAAUGUGCAGAAGCACGCAGCAUAGUUGUUCGGACAUGGCGGCAUCCCCUGUCUUCGUUACCUCAAACAUCUCCCUAACCGUUUCCUUUUUUGUCCUCUUUUUUCUGUCUGUUCCUCGACCGGCAUGCUCGACCGCGGCAGACGACGGCGGGGGCUUUCCGGCCACUCACACAUUCCGGCCAGGCAACCAUUCACGCAAGUUGAAAAUGAUCAAAGCCCGCCUCAUGAUGAUCAAUAAGCCUGCUGUCAAGACAAUACAGGCACGUACAGCACUCCCCCCAUCUCGAUCGAUCCAUCUCCUGAUUCUCCUUACUUAAUUACAAUAAUCUUUAUUAUUAUUAUUAUUACUGAAAUCCAAGCUAAGUGAAUCUUAUUAUUGUUUCUUUAUUUUCUGUGUACGUAUAAAUACAUAAAAUAAAUGCAGAGCCCUGAUGGUGAUAUCAUUGACUGCGUAUUAACUCACAAACAACCUGCAUUUGAUCAUCCACUGCUGAGGGGUCAGAAACCACUGGAUGAUCACCCGGAAAUACCGAAAGGGCAAAAUGGGGAGGAAGAAUUCGAAGAAUUUCAGGCGUGGAGGACGACAGGAGAAACGUGUCCAGAAGGAACAGUGCCAAUAAGAAGAACGAGGGAAGAAGAGAUGCUGAGGGCAAGUUCGGUUAGAAGGUUCGGAAGGAAAGGACCGAUUGGGAGCAUCCUCCGAACAGACACAACCUCCAACUUUCACGAGCAUGCAGUUGGAUAUGUAAAUGGAGAUCGAUAUUAUGGUGCGAAAGCGAGUAUGAAUGUGUGGGCUCCUCAUGUGGCCAACACGCAAGAGUUUAGUUUGUCGCAGAUGUGGAUCAUCUCCGGUUCAUUUGGUGGCGAUCUCAACAGCAUCGAAGCUGGUUGGCAGAUUAGUCCAGAGAUAUAUGGGGACAAUCGUCCGAGGUUCUUUACAUACUGGACAAGUGAUGCAUAUAGAACAACAGGGUGCUAUAACCUUUUGUGCUCAGGCUUUGUUCAAACUAACAAUAGAAUAUCCAUUGGAGCUGCCAUCUCCCCAACGUCCUCUUAUGGUGGACGUCAAUAUGAUAUCAGCAUCUUAAUUUGGAAGGAAGUAUCCAACAAUUUGGUGUACAGGAUCCGAAGCGUGGGGAUUGGUGGCUACAAUUUGGAUCAAGGAUAUUAGUAGGGUAUUGGCCUUCGAUGUUGUUUACACAUCUCAAGGGCGGUGGAAGCAUGAUACAAUUCGGAGGAGAAGUUGUGAACCGAAUGGCCGCCGGCCUUCACACAGCAACACAAAUGGGGAGCGGACACUUCUCGGGAGAGGGGUUCGGAAAAGCUUCUUACUUUCGAAACUUGCAAGUGGUGGAUUGGGAUAACUCUCUCGUUCCCUUGUCUAAUCUUAAAGUUACCGCCGACCAUCCCAAUUGCUAUGAUAUACGAGGAGGUUCUAAUCAUGCUUGGGGGAAUUACUUCUUUUAUGGGGGCCCCGGAAGAAAUUCUAGGUGUUCCUAGCUCAAAGUUAGUUAAAGCUAACGUUUUUUCAAGGCCGGCCAUUUGAUUUUAGCUAGGAUGUGUUUUUCUCUCUCGAUCGGUUUUCUCACACAACAAAAUAUAUAGCUAGCAAGUGAUCACAUAAGGCACGGUGAGCCCAAAAAGUGCAAAUAUAUGAGGGGAACUUUAAUUUUACCAAUUUUAAUUUGUGAAGUCAUAAAUAGAUGGCUUACCUAUGAGUAAUUACAAGUAACAUUUGGCAUUCUGACCACGACUAAUUUUUUCUAUACCGGUGGCGUCACCGGACAUCCUACUAUGCAAAGGUGAAGGGUGAUGAUGUUCAAAAUGCUUAUGUGAGCCCAUCAUGUGGAUGGCUCCUAUUUUUUGAAGACAGGACGACUCCAUUAUCUUGAU
This is a messenger RNA of Cuscuta epithymum, 2687 nucleotides long. NCBI's taxonomy places the organism in Eukaryota, Viridiplantae, Streptophyta, Magnoliopsida, Solanales, Convolvulaceae. The record is from the annotation of a GenBank genome assembly.